Achroia grisella is the source of this 4066-nucleotide messenger RNA. RefSeq names its product elongation of very long chain fatty acids protein 6 (gene Baldspot). The coding region runs from base 398 to 1315 and encodes 305 amino acids. Gene Ontology annotation, biological process: fatty acid elongation, monounsaturated fatty acid; fatty acid elongation, saturated fatty acid; very long-chain fatty acid biosynthetic process. Gene Ontology annotation, molecular function: fatty acid elongase activity. The transcript has 4 exons. Gene Ontology annotation, cellular component: endoplasmic reticulum membrane. The record is from RefSeq and is a predicted model, not a curated record. NCBI's taxonomy places the organism in Eukaryota, Metazoa, Arthropoda, Insecta, Lepidoptera, Pyralidae.
UUCAUUCACGAAAUUCAAGAAACGGCGUGUCUGUCUUGACACGAAUCUCCGAGCGGCUCAUAUAAUUAUUUCAUUAAUAUCGGAGCUGUCGCUGCUACCGAUCUCCACGCUAUAAGUUCGGUCUCCGGCAGUGCCUUAUCGCUGCUAAUAAAUAGUCAAAGUGAACAUAUUCCGCGGUCAUUACACAAAUUAGUCUCACGAAAGGAGUACGGCUCGCCUCUCAAUUGAAAUAUUGACAUUUUUGUCAUCUGUGAUAAAGCAAGCGAUACUCUUCGUACCUUGCUAAUAUUUUUAGGUUAAUUCCUUUAGUUGUGAUGAUCGGUGCGGCGAUCUAGAGGUGAUAUACUCGAACUGUGGCAGCCUUUUUUAGUGACUAUAGGACAUUAAACAAAUAAUAAUGGAGGCUUCGAAACUUAACUACAAUUUGGACAUAACGCCGAAUUACUCGUACGUGUUCGAGUUUGAGAGCGAAUUUAUUCAUCAUAAGUACAGGAAAUGGAUGACCGAAAACUGGACAGUGGCAUUCUACUAUGUUGGCAUUUACAUGGCUUUCAUUUUCUUUGGACAAUUGUAUAUGCAGAAUCGGCCCAGGUUUGAACUCCGACGCACUCUUCUAAUAUGGAAUACCGCGCUGGCUGCCUUCAGCAUCAUGGGCGCUUGCCGGACGUUGCCAGAAUUCAUCCAUGUGCUCCGGAACCAUGGUAUCUACCAUUCCAUCUGUGUACCCAGUUUCAUAGUCCGGGACAAAGUGUCCGGUUUCUGGACGGCCAUGUUCGUGUUGUCCAAACUGCCGGAGCUGGGUGAUACGGUGUUCAUCGUGCUGCGUAAGAAGCCCCUCAUCUUCCUCCACUGGUACCACCACAUCACAGUUCUGCUAUACACUUGGUACUCCUUCACGGAGUACACAUCUUCUGCGCGGUGGUUCGUUGUUAUGAACUAUUUCGUUCACAGUGUGAUGUACUCGUACUACGCGCUAGUAAGCAUGGGCAAAUACCCACCCAAGUUCCUCGCGAUGACCAUCACGUUCCUACAACUCACUCAGAUGAUAGUCGGCUGCGCUAUCAACAUUUGGGCCCACAACUACCUCGCGACCGGACCCCCAGACACGUGUCACAUCAGCCAAAUCAACAUCAAGCUCUCUAUGGCCAUGUACUUCUCAUACUUCGUCCUGUUCGCCCGAUUCUUCUACAAGGCCUACCUCUCGCCCAAAAAGGGUAAGAAGGACAAGCAGGAGCCGCUCCCGGAAGCAGUGAGCGCGAAGAAAGUUGAUCCCAACGUGUACCCGAGACAGAGGAACGGUGUCGUCGCGCACUAGUCGACCACAGCUUGUGAUAUGUGUUAGAUUAAUGGUUAUGGCUGUUAUCUUGUGACGAUUCGAUGGACUUGCCGGAUAAUAAGGUUUCACACCUUACUGCAAUAAUUAACAAAUAUUAAUUAUACUUUGGAUUAACAAUACAAAAGUAAUAAUUUAUUACCAUUAAAUUAUUUAAUUUAAAAUAUGUAGGAUAUAAUUUAAUGAUGACAACCGUUAUAGAUCUAGGAUUUAAUUUUAUGUCAAUCAAAUAUUGUUGACAUUUAAAAUUGAACUGUAAUGUCUAAGCCAUUAUGUUCCAUUUAGAUUUUUGUAAUUCAAGGGCCUUCUUUUGUAUCUAAAGGUUAUGCAUACCUAUAUAUCUUGUUAAGAUUAUGGUAUAUGCGCUAUCAUUAGUAACAUCUCAUUCGUCCAUUUUAUAUCGGUUGUUGUUAUUCAAUGAAAACUAGAGAGUUCUAAAUACGCUUACCGUACAACGCAUCACAUAAAAAAGAAAGAGAUAGCAUGUCUAGGGCAUCACUUCUUAUACAGUUGUUUUCCUAUUUAAUUAUUUUUAAUUUAUAUUUUGAAUUAGACGUAUUUUGAACCAGCUUUGGUCGCUAUUUAUAUAGAAGAAUUUAAUCCGAAUACUAGAGUACUGAAUAGAGAUGGGUAUGGAGACACAUUUUAUUUUAUUCCUUCUUCAGUGCGAUGAUCUGUUGUUAAUUGUUGAUCGUUAUAUAAAUAAUAGAAUCUAUCUUGAUUAUGAAAGUUAUAAAAAAAUCGGCUAGUUCAAUUAUUAAAUUGCAUAACUUUAAUAAUCUGAUAGAUAUUAAUAAUUGGCGCGUAAUUAGAUAUUUUUUUAUAAAUAGUUAAAAACUAAAUUUUUACUAACAUCGAGUAUUCUGUCUUUGGUUUGCUCCAUAUGUUUAUGAAUAGUUCAUGAGUCAAGUUCAGGCUUACAAAAAGGUAUAAAUCAAUAUGCGGCUUAUCUAUUUUUGUGCAUAAAGACGUACGAAAAUAGUAAUGCCGCAAAGCGACGCUCAUAACACACAAAAUGCGGUCACUCACACAUUUGUACAAUGACGAUAAUAAUAUAUUUUUUAAUAGUGUUGCCAGAAAUAAAAAUAAAAAUAGCACUGAAUAAGAAGUAAGAAUUACUAAAAAAAAUAUAUUCAAAACAAUGUAAUUUUUUUUAUUCAUUUAUUUUAGUGUCAGAACUCAUAGAUCUUGUAAUUAUAUUAUUGCAAUAAUAAAAUUCAUUAUUCUGAAGCGAUUCUAUAAUAGUAUAUUAACAUGAAAAAAUAUAAUAGUGUUGAUCUAAGAAGUUAAAAGUAUUAGAUUAGAUUUUACACAUUAAUCAUAUUGUAUUAUGGUUCAAAUGAAAUAAUAUCGAAUAUUGAAACUCGAAUAUUUUUAUCUUCUUCGAUAUUAUAUAUAUUUUUCAUUAUGACAAUACUUGUUUAUGCAAUAGGCGUUGCAAAGUAAUUACAGCAAAUUUGAAAAUCGAACGUAAAUAUUAACAAUUAUUUAUUAUCUUAAUUUAUAAAAAGUAAAACAAAGAAUAAAUAUACAUUUUUUAAUGUUAUUUAAACGUGACGUUAAUAUAAAUUAUUGUAAACGUUUUAAUAUUUUUUAAAUACCGGCAAGUCCUCAAUCGUAACAGACUAUAAAGGCGUCCUUCACAUGUACAUUCCAUGUUUAUUUUUCCAAUCUUUAUAUGCGACGAUGAAGAGUGUGGAUGGGCCUUUACCAUAUGGCGCUUUUAUACGGGUUCCAUAUACUAUGGACGUUUAGGAGGAAAUUGCAUUUUAUAAAUGGUUGCUUGGGUACUUAUUAUAUUGGACAGAAUAAUGAGAUUAUUAUUUUCAAAACAAACAUAUUGCAUAUGUAAUUCACCUCCUUUUCGCUUCCCGUUUCACACCAAGACCCGUAUAAAAGCAGAUAGUUCUAUGCUGUUGUUUAACGUAUUUAUUAUUAAUGAAAUUGAGUGAUUUUUUUUAAUAAUUUAUUUGUAAAGGAAUAGUUUUAAUCGACCUGUACAGAUUGUGAACAUUAGGGGUUUAACAUGUGUCCGCGCCGGGCGGCUCUAGGAAUAGUUUUAAUACUUUGUAACGCUUGUCAAACAAGUGCACAAAGUGUAAGAAAUGUAAUUCCUUAUAGUGGAAUAAGCAAUAUUAUUAGUUGGUGAAAUUGACAGUUUUGAAUUAGGUCAGUGUAAUUUAAAUAUCUGGGCGUGUUGCCAAGUGGCAAAGAUUACAUUCCGAAAUAUGAGUGCGACGAACAGUACCGCGUGUGGGAACGAGACGGCAUGUGUAUGGCGUCUCGUUUUCUCCAGUUACUACAGAUAUGUCCAGGCGUAAAAAUAAAGAUUGUUUCACAUUGCGAAGACUGAAGCGGAAUUGAAUCGUUUGUCACUUGUGCACAAGCUCUGGAGUUUUUGCCUGAUUUGGGCAAAUUACUAACAAUUUGGCUGUUAUAUAAUCUCCUCCCUUCCACUAAGCGAUAUAUGAGGGGUAAUAAGAGAUAGUUCAAAUUAUACGCUUCCACGUGUCAGAGUCGAAUCACGUGGAGGUCUUAAGCGGUCGCGACGGGACUUGUACAGUACAAGUGCUAUAUAACAUUUUGGUACCUUAACGAUAAUCAUUUAUUGACAACUAUAUAAUCUGCCAUCUGCGUGGUUUGAGAUAAUUAGAGAAAAAUAUAUUAACUUUAUAAAAAUUAACAUAUAUGCUUAUAUUAUUUUGAAAAUUGUAUAUGAUAUCAUGGUGACAC